This is a messenger RNA of Struthio camelus australis, 14889 nucleotides long. The record is from RefSeq and is a predicted model, not a curated record. Lineage: Eukaryota; Metazoa; Chordata; Aves; Struthioniformes; Struthionidae.
AUGGCGUUUCAAGCCCAGGGCAGUGAACGAAACUAUGUUUCUCCGUCUAUCCAGCAGCGACAAGACUAUUUUAGAACAGCCAGUACCAAAUCAAAAGGAGUGACAAUCAUUCCACCUCUUCGAAACACACUGGCAGUAAAGCCUGGCAACCCCUCUCACAAUGGCCAAGUGUGUAGCACAUGGGGUAACUUCCAUUUCAAGACCUUUGACGGGGACAUCUUUUACUUCCCUGGGCUCUGCAAUUACGUCUUUGCAUCCAACUGCAAGUCCUCCUAUGAGGACUUCAACAUCCAGAUAAGGCGUACAAUGGUGGAAAAUGCUACCGUGAUCACCCAUGUCAUCAUGAAGCUGGAGGGAGCAGUGAUUGAACUGACACGCAGAGCUGUCCUGGUUACUGGCAAGCCGAUUCAGCUGCCCUACAGCCAGAUGGGAAUCUUGAUAGAGAGAAGUAACAGCUACUUGAAAGUUACUGCCAAGUUAGGACUGGUCUUCCUUUGGAAUGAAGAGGAUGCCCUCCUGGUGGAACUAGAUAAGAAAUAUGCCAAUCAGACUUGCGGGCUUUGUGGGGACUUCAAUGGAAUACCAAUUAACAAUGAAUUUAUUUCACAGAAUACAAAACUGACUCCCCUGCAGUUUGGGAAUAGGCAGAAGAUGGAUGGACCUACAGAACAGUGUGAUGACCCUAUUCCUGCUGCUGUUCUGGGGAAUUGCACAGCUGAAUUUGGUUCUAUCUGUCAGAUAGUAUUAACCAGUGAAGCAUUCAGAAGCUGUAAUGUACUUGUGGAUGUUCGGGACUACAUUGAAACUUGCAUACAAGACCUAUGCCACUGUGAUAACUCUAUGGCUGACUUCUGUAUGUGCAACACCUUUGCUGAAUACUCCCGGCAGUGCGCUCAUGCAGGUGGACAGCCUCUGAACUGGAGGACUUCUGAACUGUGUCCCAAAUCAUGUCCUUUCAACAUGCAAUACCAGGAAUGCGGCUCUCCCUGUUCUGACACCUGCACCAAUCCCGAACGAUCUGCACUUUGUGAAGAUCACUGUAUGGAUGGCUGCAUCUGUCCUCCAGGAAUGGUAUUUGAUGACAUUAAUGGUGCUGGCUGUAUUCCCCGUAAAGAAUGCCACUGUACCUAUGAAGGUGAAAUUUAUGCUCCUGGUGCCUCCUUCUCAUCCAAGUGCAGAUCAUGUACCUGUGCUGGAGGUGAGUGGACUUGUGUCACCCAGUCAUGUCCCGGGACUUGCAGUAUUGAAGGAGGCUCCCACAUUUCAACAUUUGAUGAGAAACAUUAUUCCUUCUUCGGAGACUGUAGCUAUGUCCUGACCAAGCUCUGUGACAGCAAUGAUUUCACUGUUCUGGGAGAAAUCCACAAGUGUGGCCUGACUGACACAGAGACAUGUCUCAAGGGUAUAACCGUCAGUAUAAGUGGAGGACAAACUAACAUUGUGAUCCAGCCUUCUGGCAGUGUAUUUGUGAAUAUGAUCUACACACAACUGCCAUUCUCUGCAGCAAACGUCACCAUCUUCAGGCCAUCAUCUUUCUUCAUCAUUUUACAAACAACCUUUGGUCUUCAGCUAGAGAUUCAGCUUGUGCCCAUCAUGCAACUUUUUAUAAACUUAGACCCAUCACAUAAAGGGCAGACCUGUGGUCUCUGUGGAAACUUCAAUGACGUCCAGACAGAUGACUUCAAAACAACCAGUGGUGUAAUAGAGGGUACUUCAGCUGCCUAUGGCAAUACGUGGAAAACGCGGGCUGAUUGUCCUGAUGCCAAAAACACCUUUGAGAACCCCUGUACCCUCAGCAUAGAAAAUGACCAGUAUGCUCAGCACUGGUGUGGACUGCUCUCUGACACCGCAGGACCUUUUGCUGAAUGUCAUUCAACAGUGAAUCCAGAAGUUUAUCAGAAGAACUGUAUGUUUGACACAUGUAACUGUGAGAAAAGUGAGGACUGCAUGUGCGCUGCUCUUUCAAGCUACGUCAGGGCCUGCGCUGCUAAAGGAGUUCUCCUCACUGGAUGGAGGAGCAACGUCUGCAAAAAAUAUACCACCUCAUGUCCCAAAACCUUGAAGUACACUUACAAUGUUGAUUCCUGUCAACCCACUUGCCGGUCUCUGAGUGAGCCUGAUGUCACAUGCAAUAUCAAGUUUGUCCCAGUUGAUGGCUGCACCUGCGUAAAUGGAACCUACAUGGAUGAAAGUGGCAAAUGUGUGCCUGCGUCUAGCUGUCCUUGUUACUACAAAGGAACCUCUCUGCCUUCUGGGGAAGUUGUUCAUGAUAAUGGUGUUGUAUGCACUUGCAUCCAUGGAAAGCUGAGCUGCAUUGGAGAGAAACCAGAACCAGUCUGCACACCUCCCAUGUUCUAUAUUGACUGUGGCAAUGCCACUUCAGACAUGAUAGGAGCUGAGUGCCAGAAGAGCUGUCAGACUCUAGACAUGGGAUGCUACAGAACGCAGUGUGUCUCUGGCUGUGUAUGUCCUGGCAAUCAAGUGCUAGAUGGCAAAGGUGGCUGUAUAGCUGCAGAGGACUGUCCAUGUAUUCACAAUGGUGAUUCCUACCGUCCAGGAGAAUCAAUCAGAGUUGGCUGCAACAACUGCACUUGUAGAAACAGAAAGUGGCAAUGCUCUGAAGAACCUUGCCCAGAAACCUGUUCUGUUUAUGGAGAUGGGCAUUACACCACCUUUGAUGGCAAACGUUUUGAUUUUGAAGGAGACUGUGAAUAUGUGCUGGUCCAGAACUACUGCGGUAAAAAAAGUUGGAAUCAGGGAACCUUCAGAGUCAUCACUGAGAACAUUCCAUGUGGCACUACAGGAACCACCUGCUCUAAGUCUAUUAAAGUUUUUAUGGAGAAUUAUGAAUUGGUGCUCACUGAUGGACACUCUGACGUCAUCCAAAGGACACCUGGAGGAAAAAUGCCAUUCCAAAUCCGUUCCAUGGGCAUCUACAUGGUGGUUGACACUAAUGUUGGCCUGAUACUCAUGUGGGACAAGAAAACCAGUAUAUUCAUCAAACUUAGCCCCGACUUUAAGGGACAUGUCUGUGGCCUCUGUGGAAACUACGAUGGCAAUGGGAACAACGAUUUCACUACUCGCAGCCAGUCAGUGGUAGGGAAUGUGCUGGAGUUUGGCAACAGCUGGAAAGUGUCUUCUACUUGUCCAAACGCCAAUCGUACCAAGGAUCCCUGUGCUGCAAACCCUUACAGGAGCUCCUGGGCACAGAAGCAAUGCAGCAUCAUCACCAGUGAAGUUUUUGCGAGGUGUCAUUCCCAGGUUGAACCAAAUGAAUAUUACCAAGCAUGUGUGAAUGAUGCUUGUGCCUGUGACACUGGAGGAGACUGUGAAUGCUUCUGUACAGCAGUAGCUGCCUAUGCUCAAGCAUGCAAUGAGUUGGACAUCUGCAUUUCAUGGCGAACCCCAUCCAUCUGUCCUCUGUUCUGUGAUUACUAUAAUCCACAAGGGGAAUGUGAAUGGCAUUACAAGCCGUGUGGAGCUCCUUGUAUGAAGACCUGCAGCAACCCAAGUGGGAAAUGCCUUCAUGAGCUGAGAGGUUUGGAAGGCUGCUAUCCACAUUGUCCAAACAAUAAACCCUACUUUGAUGAAGAAACCAUGACCUGUGUUUCAUAUUGUGGUUGUUAUGAUGAUAAUGGAAAACGUUACAAGCCAGGAAUGAAGAUGCCUUCAAAAGAAAACUGUAAAUCAUGUGAAUGCACAACUAGUGGCAAAAAUUGCAAAUAUGAUGCAUAUGCAUGCCACUGCAUUUAUGAGGGACACAUAUACAACUAUACAGAUGUGAUCUACAAUACUACAGAUGGCACAGGAGGAUGUAUUGUUGCAACCUGUGGUCCCAAUGGGACACCUGAAAGGCAUAUCUAUGAAUGUCCAAACAUAACAUCAACCACAGCAUCAACACCAUUUCACUUCAGCACUACGCCACCUGCCACUACUCACACAGUGUCACCAACUACAUCAGUAUGUGUUCAUGAAGUUUGUGACUGGUCAGAAUGGUAUGAUGGGAAUCAGCAAACGCCUGGCUAUGAUGGUGGAGAUUUUGAAACAUUUAAUGAUUUGAGAGCUAAAGGUUAUGAAGUCUGUAAAGCUCCAAAGGCUGUUCAAUGCAGAGCAGAGAAAUUUCCUAACAUACCACUGAAAGAACUUGGUCAAAAACUAGAAUGCAGUAAAACAGCUGGACUUAUAUGCUACAACAAAGAUCAAAUUUCAACAAUGUGCUACAAUUAUGAAAUCAGAAUCUUAUGUUGUGUUUUUGUACCAUGUACUCAGACAACUGUCACCACAAAAUCUUAUGAAACUACUACACCAAUCACACUUACAACUCCAGAAACAACAACCAUGACUAUUUCUUCAAAAACAUCUUUUGAAACAACAGCAAGUAUUUCCACUGAGGCAAUAUCCAGUACAGUACCUUGUGAACCUGAGUGUAAAUGGUCUAAAUGGUAUGAUGUCCAUUCCCCAACUUUGCACAACAAGGGAGAUUAUGAAACUUAUCAUGACAUUAGAGCUUCUGGACAAGCAAUUUGCAGAAACCCUGAAAAAAUACAAUGUAGAGCAGAGAAAUAUCCACAUAAAUCUAUUGAAGAAAUUGGCCAAGUUGUUCACUGCAAUGUAACAUAUGGACUUAUCUGUAGAAAUGAGGAUCAAAAAGGAGAAUUGCGUAUAUGUCUUAAUUAUCAAAUAAAGGUAUUCUGUUGUGAUGACUACAGCCACUGCCAAACAACAAGAGUAACAUCUACUGCAUCAACUGAAACUUCUACACAAAUAUCUACAACUACAGAAAUUAUAUCAUUUUCAUCCACCACAAGAUUAACACCGAAUACUACCACUUCUGAAAGCACAACAUUCAAACCCUCAACUGCUACAAAAACAACCACAAGCGCAUCCACAACAGAAAAAACAACAGCUGUCACCACUUCUCCUUCAACACCUAUUUGUACUGAAGAAGAAUGUGAAUGGUCAAGGUGGUAUGAUGUAAGCUACCCAAAAUCUGGAUAUGAUGAUGGAGAUUUUGAUACAAUUCAGAACAUAAAAAAACAGGGAUACAAAGUAUGUGAUAACAGAAAAGCUGUGGAAUGCAGAGCAGUAAGGUUCCCUGACACACCAUAUCACCUCCUUGAGCAAAACAUCACAUGUAACACAGAAGAAGGGUUGAUAUGCUAUAAUAAGGACCAGUUACCACCAAUUUGCUAUAAUUACGAGCUUAGAUUUCAAUGCUGUAUGAAUAAAACAGUACCAUGCACUACAGUGCCCCAUACAACUACACCAAACACAAAAAUAACAUCAACUCCUCACACCACAUCAACUACACUGCCACCCAUAGGAGUAACAACAACAAAAGAAACACCAACCAUUCACACACGUCGACCGAAAACUACUCAACCAACAACUCCACCAAAAACAGAACAUAUUCAUACGCCAACGACAACAGAGACAACAACAAAAACACAAACCACAAAAACCACACCACCAACCACCACCGUCACCAGCACCCCUACGCCAACCUCCACCCUCACCCCCACCACCACCACACCCUCCACCACCACCUGCGUCCCGGAAGUGUGCUCCUGGAGCGAGUGGUUUGACGUCGACUUCCCCUCCUCGGGGCCCGGCCAGGGAGACUUCGAAACCUACCAGCACAUCAGGGCCGCCGGACAGAAAGUCUGUCGGCACCCAAAAGACAUCCAGUGCCAGGCGGAGGACUACCCCGAAGUUUCCAUCGAGCGCGUCGGGCAGGUCGUGCAGUGCGACGUCAACUUUGGACUGGUGUGCAAGAACGAAGACCAGCUCGGCAAAUUCAAGAUGUGCCUGAACUACAGGAUCCGCGUCCUCUGCUGCAGCCCAAACCCGCUCUGCUCUACCACCACCAUCAUCCCCACCACAGUCACCAUCUCCCCACAAACACCGUGUUUCUGUAAAAUUGGGAGUGCUAUAUAUUCGCCUGGUGUGUGCAGCGGAUGGGGUGAUCCUCAUUAUAUUACUUUUGAUGGAAUCUACUACACUUUCCUUCAAAACUGCACUUAUGUCCUAGUGAAACAGAUUGUACCUAAAUAUGACAACUUCCGUGUUUACAUUGACAAUUAUUACUGUGAUUCAGAAGAUGGACUUUCCUGUCCUAAAUCGAUUAUUAUUUUCUACAAAUCUACAAAUGUGACGUUGACCCGUGAACUAAUGAAUGGUGUGAUGAAGAAUGUGAUUUACUUCAAUAAGAAGAUCGUCCAACCAGGCUUCAAGAAAGAUGGCAUUUCUAUUUCAAUGCUUGGCAUCAAUAUGAUUGUUGAAAUACCAGAGAUUGGUGCAACCAUCACCUUUAGUGGGCUGAUUUUCUCAGUGAAGCUCCCCUUCAGCAAAUUUGGCAACAACACUGAAGGACAGUGUGGAACAUGUUCAAAUAGCAAAUCUGAUGAAUGCCGCUUGCCAAGUGGUAAGAUUAUUUCCUCCUGUCCCCAAAUGGCUCAUCACUGGCACGUUGGUAACGACACAUCAUGCAGUGGAGUACCACCACCACCAAUUAUAACCACACCUCCACCGUUGCCUCAGUGUAAAACUCCGCUUUGCAAGCUUAUCAAGAGCAAACUCUCCUGCGUCCCGGAAGUGUGCUCCUGGAGCGAGUGGUUUGACGUCGACUUCCCCUCCUCGGGGCCCGGCCAGGGAGACUUCGAAACCUACCAGCACAUCAGGGCCGCCGGACAGAAAGUCUGUCGGCACCCAAAAGACAUCCAGUGCCAGGCGGAGGACUACCCCGAAGUUUCCAUCGAGCGCGUCGGGCAGGUCGUGCAGUGCGACGUCAACUUUGGACUGGUGUGCAAGAACGAAGACCAGCUCGGCAAAUUCAAGAUGUGCCUGAACUACAGGAUCCGCGUCCUCUGCUGCAGCCCAAACCCGCUCUGCUCUACCACCACCAUCAUCCCCACCACCAGCCCCACCACCACCAGCAGCCCAUGGACAACCACCUCCACACCAUCAUCCACCUCAGUCACAACCUCCACCAGCACCCACUCCACCUCCUCCGAAACCACACCACCAACCACCACCGUCACCAGCACCCCCACGCCAACCUCCACCCUCACCCCCACCACCACCACACCCUCCACCACCUCCUGCGUCCCGGAAGUGUGCUCCUGGAGCGAGUGGUUUGACGUCGACUUCCCCUCCUCGGGGCCCGGCCAGGGAGACUUCGAAACCUACCAGCACAUCAGGGCCGCCGGACAGAAAGUCUGUCGGCACCCAAAAGACAUCCAGUGCCAGGCGGAGGACUACCCCGAAGUUUCCAUCGAGCGCGUCGGGCAGGUCGUGCAGUGCGACGUCAACUUUGGACUGGUGUGCAAGAACGAAGACCAGCUCGGCAAAUUCAAGAUGUGCCUGAACUACAGGAUCCGCGUCCUCUGCUGCAGCCCAAACCCGCUCUGCUCUACCACCACCAUCAUCCCCACCACCAGCCCCACCACCACCAGCAGCCCAUGGACAACCACCUCCACACCAUCAUCCACCUCAGUCACAACCUCCACCAGCACCCACUCCACCUCCUCCGAAACCACACCACCAACCACCACCGUCACCAGCACCCCCACGCCAACCUCCACCCUCACCCCCACCACCACCACACCCUCCACCACCUCCUGCGUCCCGGAAGUGUGCUCCUGGAGCGAGUGGUUUGACGUCGACUUCCCCUCCUCGGGGCCCGGCCAGGGAGACUUCGAAACCUACCAGCACAUCAGGGCCGCCGGACAGAAAGUCUGUCGGCACCCAAAAGACAUCCAGUGCCAGGCGGAGGACUACCCCGAAGUUUCCAUCGAGCGCGUCGGGCAGGUCGUGCAGUGCGACGUCAACUUUGGACUGGUGUGCAAGAACGAAGACCAGCUCGGCAAAUUCAAGAUGUGCCUGAACUACAGGAUCCGCGUCCUCUGCUGCAGCCCAAACCCGCUCUGCUCUACCACCACCAUCAUCCCCACCACCAGCCCCACCACCACCAGCAGCCCAUGGACAACCACCUCCACACCAUCAUCCACCUCAGUCACAACCUCCACCAGCACCCACUCCACCUCCUCCGAAACCACACCACCAACCACCACCGUCACCAGCACCCCCACGCCAACCUCCACCCUCACCCCCACCACCACCACACCCUCCACCACCUCCUGCGUCCCGGAAGUGUGCUCCUGGAGCGAGUGGUUUGACGUCGACUUCCCCUCCUCGGGGCCCGGCCAGGGAGACUUCGAAACCUACCAGCACAUCAGGGCCGCCGGACAGAAAGUCUGUCGGCACCCAAAAGACAUCCAGUGCCAGGCGGAGGACUACCCCGAAGUUUCCAUCGAGCGCGUCGGGCAGGUCGUGCAGUGCGACGUCAACUUUGGACUGGUGUGCAAGAACGAAGACCAGCUCGGCAAAUUCAAGAUGUGCCUGAACUACAGGAUCCGCGUCCUCUGCUGCAGCCCAAACCCGCUCUGCUCUACCACCACCAUCAUCCCCACCACCAGCCCCACCACCACCAGCAGCCCAUGGACAACCACCUCCACACCAUCAUCCACCUCAGUCACAACCUCCACCAGCACCCACUCCACCUCCUCCGAAACCACACCACCAACCACCACCGUCACCAGCACCCCCACGCCAACCUCCACCCUCACCCCCACCACCACCACACCCUCCACCACCUCCUGCGUCCCGGAAGUGUGCUCCUGGAGCGAGUGGUUUGACGUCGACUUCCCCUCCUCGGGGCCCGGCCAGGGAGACUUCGAAACCUACCAGCACAUCAGGGCCGCCGGACAGAAAGUCUGUCGGCACCCAAAAGACAUCCAGUGCCAGGCGGAGGACUACCCCGAAGUUUCCAUCGAGCGCGUCGGGCAGGUCGUGCAGUGCGACGUCAACUUUGGACUGGUGUGCAAGAACGAAGACCAGCUCGGCAAAUUCAAGAUGUGCCUGAACUACAGGAUCCGCGUCCUCUGCUGCAGCCCAAACCCGCUCUGCUCUACCACCACCAUCAUCCCCACCACCAGCCCCACCACCACCAGCAGCCCAUGGACAACCACCUCCACACCAUCAUCCACCUCAGUCACAACCUCCACCAGCACCCACUCCACCUCCUCCGAAACCACACCACCAACCACCACCGUCACCAGCACCCCCACGCCAACCUCCACCCUCACCCCCACCACCACCACACCCUCCACCACCUCCUGCGUCCCGGAAGUGUGCUCCUGGAGCGAGUGGUUUGACGUCGACUUCCCCUCCUCGGGGCCCGGCCAGGGAGACUUCGAAACCUACCAGCACAUCAGGGCCGCCGGACAGAAAGUCUGUCGGCACCCAAAAGACAUCCAGUGCCAGGCGGAGGACUACCCCGAAGUUUCCAUCGAGCGCGUCGGGCAGGUCGUGCAGUGCGACGUCAACUUUGGACUGGUGUGCAAGAACGAAGACCAGCUCGGCAAAUUCAAGAUGUGCCUGAACUACAGGAUCCGCGUCCUCUGCUGCAGCCCAAACCCGCUCUGCUCUACCACCACCAUCAUCCCCACCACCAGCCCCACCACCACCAGCAGCCCAUGGACAACCACCUCCACACCAUCAUCCACCUCAGUCACAACCUCCACCAGCACCCACUCCACCUCCUCCGAAACCACACCACCAACCACCACCGUCACCAGCACCCCCACGCCAACCUCCACCCUCACCCCCACCACCACCACACCCUCCACCACCUCCUGCGUCCCGGAAGUGUGCUCCUGGAGCGAGUGGUUUGACGUCGACUUCCCCUCCUCGGGGCCCGGCCAGGGAGACUUCGAAACCUACCAGCACAUCAGGGCCGCCGGACAGAAAGUCUGUCGGCACCCAAAAGACAUCCAGUGCCAGGCGGAGGACUACCCCGAAGUUUCCAUCGAGCGCGUCGGGCAGGUCGUGCAGUGCGACGUCAACUUUGGACUGGUGUGCAAGAACGAAGACCAGCUCGGCAAAUUCAAGAUGUGCCUGAACUACAGGAUCCGCGUCCUCUGCUGCAGCCCAAACCCGCUCUGCUCUACCACCACCAUCAUCCCCACCACCAGCCCCACCACCACCAGCAGCCCAUGGACAACCACCUCCACACCAUCAUCCACCUCAGUCACAACCUCCACCAGCACCCACUCCACCUCCUCCGAAACCACACCACCAACCACCACCGUCACCAGCACCCCCACGCCAACCUCCACCCUCACCCCCACCACCACCACACCCUCCACCACCUCCUGCGUCCCGGAAGUGUGCUCCUGGAGCGAGUGGUUUGACGUCGACUUCCCCUCCUCGGGGCCCGGCCAGGGAGACUUCGAAACCUACCAGCACAUCAGGGCCGCCGGACAGAAAGUCUGUCGGCACCCAAAAGACAUCCAGUGCCAGGCGGAGGACUACCCCGAAGUUUCCAUCGAGCGCGUCGGGCAGGUCGUGCAGUGCGACGUCAACUUUGGACUGGUGUGCAAGAACGAAGACCAGCUCGGCAAAUUCAAGAUGUGCCUGAACUACAGGAUCCGCGUCCUCUGCUGCAGCCCAAACCCGCUCUGCUCUACCACCACCAUCAUCCCCACCACCAGCCCCACCACCACCAGCAGCCCAUGGACAACCACCUCCACACCAUCAUCCACCUCAGUCACAACCUCCACCAGCACCCACUCCACCUCCUCCGAAACCACACCACCAACCACCACCGUCACCAGCACCCCCACGCCAACCUCCACCCUCACCCCCACCACCACCACACCCUCCACCACCUCCUGCGUCCCGGAAGUGUGCUCCUGGAGCGAGUGGUUUGACGUCGACUUCCCCUCCUCGGGGCCCGGCCAGGGAGACUUCGAAACCUACCAGCACAUCAGGGCCGCCGGACAGAAAGUCUGUCGGCACCCAAAAGACAUCCAGUGCCAGGCGGAGGACUACCCCGAAGUUUCCAUCGAGCGCGUCGGGCAGGUCGUGCAGUGCGACGUCAACUUUGGACUGGUGUGCAAGAACGAAGACCAGCUCGGCAAAUUCAAGAUGUGCCUGAACUACAGGAUCCGCGUCCUCUGCUGCAGCCCAAACCCGCUCUGCUCUACCACCACCAUCAUCCCCACCACCAGCCCCACCACCACCAGCAGCCCAUGGACAACCACCUCCACACCAUCAUCCACCUCAGUCACAACCUCCACCAGCACCCACUCCACCUCCUCCGAAACCACACCACCAACCACCACCGUCACCAGCACCCCCACGCCAACCUCCACCCUCACCCCCACCACCACCACACCCUCCACCACCUCCUGCGUCCCGGAAGUGUGCUCCUGGAGCGAGUGGUUUGACGUCGACUUCCCCUCCUCGGGGCCCGGCCAGGGAGACUUCGAAACCUACCAGCACAUCAGGGCCGCCGGACAGAAAGUCUGUCGGCACCCAAAAGACAUCCAGUGCCAGGCGGAGGACUACCCCGAAGUUUCCAUCGAGCGCGUCGGGCAGGUCGUGCAGUGCGACGUCAACUUUGGACUGGUGUGCAAGAACGAAGACCAGCUCGGCAAAUUCAAGAUGUGCCUGAACUACAGGAUCCGCGUCCUCUGCUGCAGCCCAAACCCGCUCUGCUCUACCACCACCAUCAUCCCCACCACAGUCACCAUCUCCCCACAAACACCGUGUUUCUGUAAAAUUGGGAGUGCUAUAUAUUCGCCUGGUGAUGUGAUUUACAACAGAACAGACAGUGAUGGAUGUCGUUUUUAUGCUAUCUGUAAUCAAUCAUGUUCAGUUGAACGAUUCACAGGAUCAUGUAGCUUUACUACUCCUGUCAUAACUACUUCCCCCCAAACCUCUACGUCAGUUCCUGUGGCUCCCCCUACUGGUUGUUAUUCUAGUACUCACCCUCCCUUAAAGCCUGGCCAAAGAAUGAAAUUAUCCAACUGCACAGAACUCCUCUGUGAGGGAGACAACAAAGAAAAAGUAAUUCCAACACAAUGCUCACCAGUAAAGGAAAUCACCUGUGCUAACAGAUAUCCACCAAUACUGGUACCUGAUGAAAAUGGCUGCUGUUACCACUAUGAAUGUCAAUGUGUGUGCAGCGGAUGGGGUGAUCCUCAUUAUAUUACUUUUGAUGGAAUCUACUACACUUUCCUUCAAAACUGCACUUAUGUCCUAGUGAAACAGAUUGUACCUAAAUAUGACAACUUCCGUGUUUACAUUGACAAUUAUUACUGUGAUUCAGAAGAUGGACUUUCCUGUCCUAAAUCGAUUAUUAUUUUCUACAAAUCUACAAAUGUGACGUUGACCCGUGAACUAAUGAAUGGUGUGAUGAAGAAUGUGAUUUACUUCAAUAAGAAGAUCGUCCAACCAGGCUUCAAGAAAGAUGGCAUUUCUAUUUCAAUGCUUGGCAUCAAUAUGAUUGUUGAAAUACCAGAGAUUGGUGCAACCAUCACCUUUAGUGGGCUGAUUUUCUCAGUGAAGCUCCCCUUCAGCAAAUUUGGCAACAACACUGAAGGACAGUGUGGAACAUGUUCAAAUAGCAAAUCUGAUGAAUGCCGCUUGCCAAGUGGUAAGAUUAUUUCCUCCUGUCCCCAAAUGGCUCAUCACUGGCACGUUGGUAACGACACAUCAUGCAGUGGAGUACCACCACCACCAAUUAUAACCACACCUCCACCGUUGCCUCAGUGUAAAACUCCGCUUUGCAAGCUUAUCAAGAGCAAAGUUUUUGAACCAUGCCAUGAUGUGAUACCACCAGAACCAUUUUUCAAAGGCUGUGUUUUUGAUGGAUGUCGCGUACCCAAUGCCUCCAUACAGUGUUCCAGUUUGGAGAUGUAUGCUACAGAGUGUGCUGCUAGAGGUAUCUGCAUUGACUGGAGAGGAAAGACCAACUCUACAUGCCCAUACAACUGUCCAGCAAACACAGUAUACAAGGCAUGUGGGCCCAUUAAUCCUGCUACCUGUGAGCCAAGCUCUGUUGAGCACAGCGGCUAUGGUGUAACCGAAGGAUGUUUCUGUCCUGAAGGACAGACUUUAAUCAGUGAAGACAGCAACAUCUGUGUCUCUGACUGUUCUUGUAGGGAACCAAAUGGAAUAUCCAGAAGGCCAGGAGAAAAAUGGAUGAAGGAUUGCCAGGAAUGUGUCUGUGACAAACGUACUCUUAAAGUGCACUGUACAAGACCCAAAUGUCCUCCUCUGACAAAACCAGAAUAUUGCGAUGAACCAGGUUAUAUGCCUGUUCAGGUACAGAUAUCAGAAGAUCCAUGCUGUACCAGGACUGAGUGCUACUGCAACAUUAGCCAGUGCUCUGAGGUCACACACAAAUGCUCAGUGGGACAGGAAACAGUUAUAACAACACAACCUGGAAAAUGCUGUCCUUCUGUUACAUGCAGACCUAGUUGUGCUGUCAACGAUACCUUCUAUUCACCCGGAGCUGUCAUCCCAUCAGGUCCCUGUGAAAAAUGCACCUGCUCUAAUUCCUCAAGCCCUCAUCGCGCCUUUGUCAAGUGCGAGCCUGUUAUCUGUGACACAUACUGCCCAGCGGGUUACAAGUAUACAAAGAAACCUGGGCAGUGCUGCGGCACGUGCAAGGCAGUGGCUUGUACAGUGACCUUGGGAGACAACACGACACAUGUGCUCAAAGUUGGAGAAGUCUGGAACCCGCCUGGCAAUAACUGUACAUUUUACACAUGCGAAAAUUAUGAUGAUCAGUUCAUUCCAGUCAUUGUACAGAAAAGCUGUCCUUCCAUUAAUCCAGACGAUUGUGACCCUGAUGACAUCCGGAUAUCAGAUGAUGGCUGCUGCAGAGUGUGCCCAACACAACCACUGAAAAGCUGUAAGAAGCACAAUACCACUACUGUCAUCCACUACAAUGGGUGUGUAUCUCCUGCGCCUGUUGAGCUAACAUACUGUGAAGGCAGCUGUGAUGCUUACUCACGAUAUUCUCCAGAGGCGAACAUGAUGGAACAUAAAUGCACGUGCUGUCAGGAUAUCAAGACCAGCCAAAGAACGGUGACCCUGACAUGCAGUGAUGGAACCCACCUUAAUUACUUAUAUACCUAUGUGGAGAAAUGCAGCUGUGUGAACACUGAGUGCAUUCUUCAAAGCAUUGAAAGCCCUACCAACAGUGCCAAAGAGCCAGUGAAGGGGGCACAGGCCUUGCCAGAGAAAGGGAAGGUCUAAAAUGAGAACUAGCAAGAAGCCAAACAAGGAAAAGUUGAACAUAGACUAAAAUAAACCUUUCAAAAAAUACAAAAGUGUCAAAAGCAGCUAAAAUUUUGGAUGAACAGAUGAUAUCUUCUGCAUACAAGCUCAAUAUGCCUGGCUCCUAUAUUAUUUCAGUUGUCAUUCCAGUGUAUCUCUCAUUGCUUUGAAUAUCGCUUCUUUUACACCUUGAGAGGUACAGCAUAAGGUCCUUUUGACAUUUGCUAUUUGUUUGUUUGCAGUCUUUUCUGGCUUGAAGCUUUCCCUUGCAGGCAUGAUAUAGACUACGUAGGCAUAAAAUAAACAUUGCUGUGUAAGAAAUUAAGUUUUGCAGCCAUUGUAUUCUGUACCCACUUGAAAAUAACUAAUCUUGCCACUGACAUAGACUGACUAUUUUUAAAACGUUUUCAUUCCAUUUCAUUGAGAUAGAUCAAAAGCUAAAGUCCAGAAAACAAACAAAGAAAACUGUACCUCUCAACUUCUUUCUUUUUCUUUUUGCUUUAAGGAAAACUUUGACUGUAUAGAAAGCUGUACCUUCUCAGAACUGUUAAAUUCAAUAUUAUCAGCAAUUUAUGAUGGGCAUUUUCCCUAUAUGCUCUCAAAAGAAAGAAAGAAAGAAAGAAAAAGAAAGAAAGAAAGAAAGAUCCUAUCAUGAAAGGCUGCUGCACACUACUCUGUUUACAUAAUACCAUCAGCAUAGUAACUGUAUGAAAAUUUGGAAUUUUUUUUGUUUGUGGUUAACUGUUUACAGAAGUA